Xiphias gladius (swordfish) is the source of this 4861-nucleotide messenger RNA. It is a transcript of the gene adnpb, whose product is annotated as activity-dependent neuroprotector homeobox b. The coding region runs from base 535 to 3741 and encodes 1068 amino acids. Gene Ontology annotation, cellular component: nucleus. The record is from RefSeq and is a predicted model, not a curated record. Lineage: Eukaryota; Metazoa; Chordata; Actinopteri; Istiophoriformes; Xiphiidae. Gene Ontology annotation, biological process: regulation of gene expression. Gene Ontology annotation, molecular function: DNA binding. The transcript is spliced from 4 exons.
UCUAAUGAGUCGAGCUCGCGAGGAUCUCACAAUGAGAUUAUUUAUGCUAAUCAAGUAGAUGUCACUUCCGCCCCUUUUAUUUGCGCCAUUUUGGAUAGGGCAGUUUCUAGGUUGGAUGUGUAUUGUCUGUCAGAGGAGAAUGGUCUAAGCGUUAUUGGCGAACAGGCAAUCACAGGCAGGCUUUAGGCAAUUUAUUUGAAAGAGUGGGCUCGCCGGUUGUUGUUCCCAACAACAGGACAUGUGUCUUCCCUCACCACUCCAGGGAAUGGAGGUUUUAAUUGUCUAAUGAGGCUCGGAGGUUUUCUGUUCCCGUUUGCCGACCAGAGGGAAGAGGAUAGCCCUUGUCGGCGAGGGACAGUCGGGUUUGGAGGGUGCACCGACGGCCGGGCUCCCCCCGCGAAGCUAGUUGUCACCUGAAAGGAUAUAACCGGGAUAUCUGAAAAAAAGUGAAAGUGUCUGUACAUCGUCUCAGUCAUCCUGAGGUGACAGAUUUGACUCAGACGGGAGCACUGAAUGUGAAAGCAGGCAGGCAGCAUGUUCCAGCUCCCUGUCAAUAAUCUGGGCAGUCUGCGGAAAGCAAGGAAAAAUGUCAAGAGGGUUUUGGGAGACAUUGGCUUGGAGUUCUGUAGAGAUCACCUAGAGGACUAUAAAGACUUUACUCCUCCAGAGGUGUAUAUAAAGCACACUACCUGGGAAGAUGUGUGCAUGUGGGAACCAUCACAUACCAAAGUCCAGGACUACAGAUCAAAGCCUUUCUGCUGCUCUGGCUGCCUCUUUUCAUCCAAGUACUUCUCUGCAUAUAAGAGCCACUUCCGCAAUGUCCACAGCGAGGACUUUGAGAACAACAUUCUGCUCAACUGCCCCUACUGCACUUACAAUGGUAACAAAAAGACUCUGGAAACGCACAUCAAACUUUUCCACAUGCCUAACAACAUUGUGCGGCAGGGCCCUGGUGGAAUGGUGGCAGGAGCUGGUGGGAUCAUGAUGAAGGAUGGGGUGCUGAAGAGGACCGGGGACAGUGUGGAACAGGCGGUGUACUACUGCAAGAAGUGCACCUAUAGGGACCCUUUGUACAAUGUAGUGCGAAAGCACAUCUAUCGAGAACACUUCCAGCAAGUUGCCCAGCCCUACAUUGUGAAACCAGGAGAGAAGACAAAUGCUCAGAAUGGUGGUACAGCAGGAGCCACAGGGAAUGCAGAGAGUAAUAGCACAAACAGUGUUAACAGUAACCAGAUUCACUGCAAGAAGUGUCUGUUUGUUCCAAGGACCUAUGAGGCACUUGUUCAGCAUGUCAUUGAGGACCACGAGAGGAUUGGCUACCAGGUGACUGCUAUGAUUGGGCACACCAGUGUGAUAGUCCCCCGUCCCAAACCCAUCAUCAUGAUCCCCCCCAAAACCCCAGGAGAUAAGACCAUCAUUGGGAUGGGCCCUAAAGGUGCAGUAAUGGCCACUACCAGGUCUCCUGGCUCACAGCAGCUGGGUCGGGUUGUUGUUGCAUCAAAGACAGGCUUCAACUCUCAAAGUCUUCUAUCUGGGAUGAAACAUGAUGCAAUAGGAUUAAAGGCUGGGACCACCCAGCCAUUCUCUGUCGGCAGCCAGCAGGUGAGGGUUACUUUACCGGGGAACGCCCAGGUUUCUGUGCCCCAGCAGUCACAUGCAGCAAAGCAACUUAUUUCCGGCGGCAGUCUGCGGAGUCCAGUUGUGGUCAGUGCCUCUUCCUCACUCAAAUCCAACCCUCUGGGUUCACGUGUUCAGGCAGCAGCUACUACCGUGGCAUCUGUCACGGCCAAGAAAAGUGGUUCCUCUGUCCUCGGCACGUCCUACACCCAGAAGUGGAAAAUCUGCACAAUCUGCAAUGAGCUCUUCCCAGAGAACGUAUACAGUUCUCAUUUUGAAAAAGAGCACAAAGCAGAGAAGGUGCCUGCUGUUGCCAACUACAUCAUGAAGAUCCACAACUUCACCAGCAAGUGUCUCUACUGCAACCGCUAUCUCCCAAGUGACACACUGUUAAACCAUAUGUUGAUCCAUGGUCUGUCUUGCCCACACUGUCGUGCAACCUUCAAUGACGUUGAGAAGAUGGUGGCCCACAUGCGGCUGUCGCACCCAGAUGAGAGUGUAGGCCCACGCACAGACUCUCCCUUGACAUUUGACCUCACUCUGCAGCAGGGCAAUCCCAAGAAUGUUCAGUUGAUUGUCACUACCUACAACAUGAGAGACGCUCCAGAGGAGUCGGUGGCUUUUCAUGCUCAAAAUAACAACACCUCUGUGUCAUCAGCCUUGUCUGCCUCCCUAAUAUCAGGCAAGAGGUUAAUGCCUCAGCACCCGCCCAAAACACCUUCAGUGGCUGCUGACACUGCACCAACCAAGAGUGCCCCACAGGCAUCUGUGCCCUACAAAAGGGAUGUGGGCAAGACACUAUGUCCUCUUUGCUUCUCUAUCCUUAAAGGCCCAAUCUCAGACUCACUGGCUCACCACCUGAGAGAGAGGCACCAGGUGAUUCAGACAGUCCAUCCUGUAGAAAAGAAACUGACCUACAAGUGCAUUCACUGCUUAGGUGUUUAUACUAGUAACAUGACUGCCUCCACCAUCACUCUACACUUGGUGCAUUGUCGAGGCGUAGGGAAAUCCCAGAAUGGGCAGGACAGCCGGGCAGCUCAUUCUUCUCGGGUCACCCCAGCCCAGAGCAGCGCUCUCAAACGGUCCAGCUUUGAUAGCUCAGACACUAGUGCACCAAAACGAAGGAGGCCGGGACCCCCUGGGGAAAGGGCCCACCCACGGGAUAGCAACGGUCCACCUACAUUUGUAGAAAAUCCCGAUGAACCUGUAGUUCUGGCUCUUGACCCCAAAGGACACGAAAAUGAGUCAUACGAGAUCAGGAAGGCAUUUCUAACAAAGUAUUUCAAUCGAGCGCCUUAUCCCACACAGCGGGAGGUGGAGAAGCUGGCAGCCAGUCUGUGGCUGUGGAAGUCGGACAUCUCAAGCCACUUUGUCAACAGAAGGAGAAAAUGUGUACAGGAAUGCGAGUCCCAAAAUGCCAGCGUGUUGCUCGGGUUCAGUAUGCACGAGCUCAGCAAAGUGAGUCACGAGCUGCCGUUCAUCCAGGAUGGCAUGUACGAGGGCAGACAUAGCAAGAGGCGGACAUCUAGGACGCGUAGGGGGGUGUCAGAGCAGGCUCUUCGGAGACACAGGGAGCUUAUAGCUGCUAAUGGUGGUUUGGCCCCACUACCAAAGGGAAAGCCAACUGUGACUGUGGAAUGUUCUAAAGCAACGCCAUCUGCCCCCAAACCCAACAGUGCCAACAGAGACCAAACCAAGACAAUCAAUAGCACCUUACCACAGAAAAUCCCGCUAGACCUUUCUGAGCCCAUUGCCAUUGACUCCGACAGUGAUGAGGAAGAGCAGCAGAAAGAUAACAGGGAAAGAGAGGUACAUUGCCAUGGUAACGAACGGCUUACCAGAGCUAAGGAGAAAAUGGAGCAGAGUACAGGGGCCAAAAUUGUUUCAGAUCUAGAUGAUAUGUCAGACGAUGAUGAUGACGACGAGGAUGAUGAUGACGACGAUGACGAUGAUGAUGACGAGUACGAAGGGGCACAUGUAGAGAACGGCUUCAGGCCCACAGAGGGCUCAGGAAGACAGGCUGCUAAAGGAAGAGACACUCUUCCCAUCAUUAUUCCCAAGUUUGUACCAUCGUCUGCAAGAAGCAGGAGAGACGGGGCCCAGCUAGGCAAACAGCAGGUCUGACUGGAAAAAUCAAAAAGACUCACACAGUCAGAGAGACACUUUAGGUUUGAUCCAUGCCAACAAAUCUGCCUCGCCUCAACUGAAGGACACUGCCUUAUUACAUUGGGCAUCUGUGAAGGAGAGAGUGAUAAGGAGAGAACUCUACCUGAGUGAAAACUCAAAACAAGCCAUUCAAUGACAUUUAAAGGCAGGACUCAACGAGCAGCUAGGAUUGAUGUAAAGAUUUGUGCACGAAGUUUUAAUGUUUCUUCCCAGGGUGGGAGGGGAGGUGCAAAGACAACAGCGGAGUUACACCAAACAAAUAGAAAAAGUUUUUUGCCUUCUAUAUACUUUAUUACAUUGAGAUAAGGAGUUAUUAACGUUGAUUCCGCCACUGCACUUCUAAGCGUGGCUUAAAAUAAUUAGUUGUUGUGAGGUAAAGCUUUCAGACCAGAUAAUCCAUCAUUUUUCAUGUAGUUUUACCGAGAUAGGUAGUGUAAAUUUGUACAGUCUUUUAGACAUGUUUGGACAGAUGUUGCCGUACAUGUACCCUUAAAUAUUUGCUAUUACCUGUGUGUAAGGUAGCCUCAUAUGUUCUAUAUUGAUAUGCUUAACGAUAGGUGUUGCUUUGGUGGCUGGUAUUUUCUUGUAUGUUUAAGUUUAUUUUUUAACAAAAACCUAGUUUGCAAAAUAAUAUAUCUAUAUAUAAAUGAAAAAACUGAAUUGAUUUGUUUUUGCUUUUCAAUUUGAAUAUAAUUUUAUUUUUUUUUUAAUUGUAUAUUCUUUUUUAUGAAUUCUGUUCUGACAGAGUAGUGGCUCUGAGCUAUUCUCAUUCUCUUAUGGUAUAAAGGAGCAUUUCAUCAACUUUUUGCAGCCCUGUGCUCAUUAGCCUUGACUGUACUGUACUUGCUUUCUAUUUUCACAGUUUUAACUUUGUUUCUAUUCCCCACAAGACUGGACAAUAACCACCAUGCUGACAUCCACAAAAUAUGAAAGCAAUUAUUAAUUUUUUUUCUUCCAAAAAAGAGAGUUGUGUUCAGUAUGUGUUCUUUGAAUUGUGUGUAUUUGUUUUAUGUUUUCAUUUUUCACUUAAACAUUUAUGAACAAUAAAGUGCUGUAAUUGUGCUUCUCACACAACUAA